AUGAAUUCUACUUUUUAUGAUUCAAUUUAUAAUUUAACUAAUGAUACUAAGGAUGACAUCAUAAAUUCUGCCAGAAAACUAAUAGACAUUGACUUCUCUGGUUGUAUUUUUGGAUUCUUAAUUGCUUCUAUUUAUCGAACAAAUUUAAUACCAGAAUAUGCAAAUAUUAUUAAAGAACUGAUAACAUCAGAAGAACAAAAACAACAAUUAAUUAGAUAUUUUAUCGAAUUCAUUACGAAAAGAUCAAUACAGCCACUCAAAAAUUCUAUUUUAGCUUUAUUAUACACUUUAUAUACAUUAUCAGUUGUUAAAAUUGACGAAAUUGAACGCUUAGCCGAAAAUUACUCAUCAGAUCCUCAAAUUCAAGAUAGAUUAUUAGUAGAUCUUUUUAUUUGGUUUGCUCCAGAAGUUAGUCAAGAAUAUUCAAUGCAAAUCUACGACAUCAGUGGAAAUGAAGAUAAAUUGCAGGGAAUGUUUCCAACAAUUCAAAACUUUUUCUUUAAUCUUGAAAGUUUAUGUGCGAACGAAUGCAAAUUAUUACGAAAACUCAGGCAUGAUGAUAAAGAGCUUAAGACAAUUGAUGCUAUUCUUCGUCGCGAUAAUGUUCAAUUACUUGAAAAAGUUUAUUCUUUAGGAAACUUUGAUCCAAAUCAAACAAUACAAAUGUCCGUUUACGAAAGACAAUUUCUAACCAAUAAUGAAUGUCCAAUUGUCAGUUACUGUGCUUUUUACGGAUCAAAUAAUUGUUUGAAAUCAUUAAUCGAAAAAGGAGCUGAUCUCAAUCAAGUCGAUUCCAAUAAAGUCACUUUAGCUCAAUUUGCCGCUGCAGGAAACAACAAAGAAGCCUUAGAUUUCCUCAAAGGAAAAACAUCAUUCGACGGAGCUGCCGAAUUUGCCAUGAAAUACCAUCAUCUCGAUCUUUGUAUCUCAUUACUUGACACUGGUAUCAACCAUGGCCUUCUCCAUCGUGCUGCUUCCAGCGGAUUUCUCGCAGGUAUCGAAUAUUCACUGAAAAACGAAGAUCCUAAUGCACAAAAUGCAAAUGGCCGUACUCCUUUGAUGAUCGCUUGCAUGUACUCCCCACCUGCUGCAAACAUUCUCAUUGAAAGAACAGAUGUAAACAUUUCUGACAAAGAAGGAAUGACAGCUCUAAUGUUCGCUUCACAAAACGGUUUUUCUGAAAUUGUUUCCUCACUCUUGAAGCGGAAAGACAUUGAUGUCAACAUGCGCCAUCGCUUUGGAAUGACAGCACUUUUUUGGGCAUCACAAAAGAACUACUUAGAAGUCAUCAAAGUCCUCUUAAACGACGAAAGAGUUGAUAUAAAAAUAAAAGACGAUGAAAACUGGAAUUGUUUACAUCACGCUGUACAAACUAAUGGUUUAGAAGCAUGUUCUUUCUUAAUAUCCAAAGGCGCUGAUAUCAGAUGCAAGCAGAAUGAAGGAUUAACACCUCUUCAUUUCGCUGCUUCUCGCGGUUUCUCGGAACUUGUCAAACUUUUGAUACAAAAAGGAGCAAAUCCGAAUGAAGGAGACAAUGCUGGAAUGACUCCUUUGCUUUGGGCAGCUCAGAAUCAGAAGAUAGAAGCAAUAGAAGCUCUUCUUCAAUUCGAACAAACUGAUCCUUCUUUGUGUGAUGAUGAAAACUCAAAUGUCCUUCAUUGGGCUGCUCAGUCGGAUCUUUGUGAUGUUGUUCAUUUGGUUGCAUCAAAAGUCGAUGUAAACAAAAGUGACAACAACAAUAUGACACCUUUAUUGAUUGCUGCUGCUUUCAGAGCGUAUUCAUUCAUAUGCAAACUGAUUGAAUUACCACAAACCAAUGUAAAUGUACAAGAUCCAAGCGGAAUGACUGCUCUUCACUUCGCUGCUCGUAAUGAUGACGAAUUCACAAUUCAAGCUAUUGUUAAUUCUGGAAGAGCUGAUGUCAACAUGAAGAACAAGAGUGGAUUGACUCCACUGCACAUCGCUGCAUCAAAUGGAAACGAAGCUGCUGUGAUGGCUUUGAUUUCUGCUCCUGGAAUUGAUAAAGAGGCAAAAGAUGAUGACGGAGAGACACCAAAGAUGAUUGCAAAGAGUUUCGGUUUCACUAAUAUCUAUGAAUUACUUCAAUAA
This is a messenger RNA of Trichomonas vaginalis G3, 2109 nucleotides long. Its product is annotated as spectrin binding. Gene Ontology annotation, cellular component: nucleus. Bases 1 to 2109 code for a protein of 702 amino acids. Gene Ontology annotation, biological process: positive regulation of transcription by RNA polymerase II. Lineage: Eukaryota; Parabasalia; Trichomonadida; Trichomonadidae. The transcript has a single exon. The record is from RefSeq and is a predicted model, not a curated record. Gene Ontology annotation, molecular function: transcription cis-regulatory region binding; protein binding.